Molecule: messenger RNA, 1812 nt
Organism: Nilaparvata lugens (brown planthopper)
Lineage: Eukaryota; Metazoa; Arthropoda; Insecta; Hemiptera; Delphacidae
Gene: bug
Product: thioredoxin domain-containing protein 15-like
Exons: 7
Coding region: 242-1276 (344 amino acids)
Biological process (GO): cilium assembly
Cellular component (GO): cilium
Source: RefSeq, a predicted model, not a curated record
GCUUGUCGACAUUUUUGUAUGCACUUGGCAAGAGUGUGGCAGCGCCAUGAAAAGUUUUUUUUGUCAUUCAUUAAUUUUACGAUUUCAACAACACUGUUUCACUUGAAUUAAUAUUUCAAUUUUUUAAUAUCAAUAGGACUUUUUAUAGGCUACCUGUUAUUGAUAUUAUAUUUCCUUAUUCUUGCUUGCAAAUGGCUGAAGAAGCAUGCAAUUCCCUCCUUGAAACUGUUUCUGGUGAAAUAUGAAGAACAUCAAGACUACAUUUAUAAUUUGCCUGUCAAUCUCAAUUGCAUUUGGAAUUGAACCAGCUUUUGGAGUUGAAUAUGGACCUCAAUUCGAAGAACUGGCACCAGUCGAUCCGCCCAAACAGGAAAUUAUCGAGGAGAAGAAUGAGGAUGCACCGACCGAUGUUAUAUCAUUGAGUAACUUCAUUAAAGAAUUCCACCAAAGCCUCUCCAAAGAUCUGUACUCGUUGUACUCAACUGUGAAGAGCAAAAUACCUCCACCAACUACCGAAGAAACGUCUACGGAUGUUAAAAGGAUGGAAACUCCAACAUUUGAGUCGGAUGCAGAUGACAUAGUAACUUUCGCCAGCAACCAUACCAACGGCAGCAGUAACUCAACAGUCGAUAAAGUUGGCGAAACUAAAUCGGCUAGCUCAAAUUCUACUUUGAUAAAUUGCAAUAUUGACAGACAACAGAAUAGUCUUACGGUUGAGUUGGUGAACUCGACAAGGCUGAUGAAUAUGCUGACAACAUUGCCGAAUAUCACCUCGAAAACAACGAAAGCUGAUUGUACAGUGGUGCUUUUCUUCUCUCGCACCUGUCCAUUCAGUUGUAUGGCUGCACCUCAUUUUAAUGCCCUACCACGAGCAUUCCCCUCCAUAAAAAUUGCUGCAAUCAGGGUUACAGCAUAUCAAAGUGUGAAUACUCAUUACGGGAUCAUAGGAGUGCCUACUAUAAUGCUGUUCCAUAACGGGCGGGCUGCUGCCAAAUUCAAUGACACAGAGUACACGCUUGAGAUGUUCUCUAGAUUCAUCACAAAAACAACAGGUGUGAAACCAGAGGAGAAGAUGUUCGUUACGUCAGCUGAUUUUGGCGGACCUGUUCCGUCUGUUAUUGCAAAAGAGAGAGACUACUUGCUGAUACUGAGUUGGAUGGUGAUUGUAGUUGUUCUCGGCUAUUUUGCGCAAAACUCGCGUGCCUUCAUAGCUAUGAUGGAAGCGAUAGAGAAUACGUGGAGAGAGACAGAGGUGCAUCAUCCACAUGUUGAAUGAAUAACAUAUGUAAGAGCUCCAUCACUCAGUCAAAUAUACGAUCAUAAUACUCGUAAUUGGUUCACUCUUUGAUUGAUUCCUAAAGGUAGGCGCACACAGAUCGUCAUCGGACGGACGGCACGCAUCGGACGGAUCGUACUUUUUUCAGUUGCUGCGCACACUAGUCGUCAUCGGACCAUUUGCAUUUUAGUUCAUUGUGUUCAUUACGAUAUGUCGAGUCGUGUGCAAAUUAGGAAUUUAAUAAGCAAAUAUUACAGUAAAAUAACUUCACUUGUAUGGGCUACUUUUGUCAAAAUUAAUAAAAACAAUGUAAAAACUUUUAGUACCCUUUAUUAAAGGGUAUUAUUACUUUAUUUAUUUUAAAGUUUUUCAUAAUGGGUACUACAAGUUUUUAUUAAAUAUUACAGUAUAUAAGUGAUGGAUAGCAGUAGCAAAGAAGAAGUGAUAAUUGUUACUUGUUUGUUAGCCGAAGAUGAAGAAGAGAUCAGCGACGUAGAAAGAGAAAACGAAAAUUGAGGAUCCAUAGAAUUAAUCAG